AAGCACAGCCAUGCCCGGGCAAGGACCCACGACACCGCGCUGUUGCAUGAUGGUGCUGAUGCUACUGACGCUCUCACGGCUGCCAUCAGAAGACGCCUUAUCUCUGGCCCAGGAGCACCUCCAGUCCUUCCCAAAACCCUCAGACAUACACUCCAGUCCGAAUGUCUCCAGAUUCCAGGAGUUGCAGAAACGCUUCGAAGAUUUGCUGACCAGGCUUCAAGGGAACCAAACCUGGGAAGACUCGAACCCUGACCUCAUCCCUGCUGUUCACGUCCAGAUACUCAUCCCAAAGUUGAGACUUGGGCCUGGCUCCCAAGUGCACCUAUACAUCCCCCGGGGCAACCUGACUAUGGGGCUCCCCACUGUCUCCCGCCUGCAUCAGGCCCUGCUCAGGCUGUCCCCGACAGAGUCGAGCUCGUGGGACGUGACGAGCUCGUGGGACGUGACGCGGCCGCUGCAGCGUCAGCUUGGCUUUGGAAUCUCCCGGGAGCCGGUAAUCCGCUUGCACCUGCCGGCACCCUCUGAGCGGUUGCUGGCCGCAUUGCCUUCUGCACAGCUCCGGCUGGAGCUGCACUGGUGGCCACGCGCCGGAAGGGGGCGCCGCAGCCCACAUGCACGCUCCCAGAACCGCUGCCCGCUCGGAGAGGGGCGCUGCUGCCGCUUGAAGAACCUGCGCGCGUCGCUCCAAGAUUUGGGCUGGGCUGACUGGGUGAUAUCGCCGCGCGAGCUGGACUUGCGCAUGUGCAGCGGCGCGUGCCCGAGCCAGUUCCGUUCGGCUAAUAUGCAUGCGCAAAUGCUGGCGCGCCUGCACAGCCUGAGGCCCGAGGCCGCGCCUGCGCCGUGUUGCGUGCCCUCCAGCUACGAGCCGGUAGUACUCAUGCACCGGGACAGUCAGGGCCGCGUGUCACUCACGACGUACGACAACCUCGUGGCCAAGGACUGCCACUGCGUGUGAGCGGCCCUAGGCCUUCACUGAUAGCACGCGUGCAGUGGAAGUGACCUCAAUCCUUGCCUGCCGAAUGGGCUUGUGGACCUGAAGUAACCUAUUCUAACCACUGAUGUCUACCCCCUCUCGUCCAACCCGCUGUAUUUAAAGUUGGUAUUAUUAUUAAUUUAUUGGGGUUUAGCAACCUGGGGACUGAAGGGCUGGUCUGACAGGGUGUACCUUUAUUUAAACUCUGGUAAUAAAAAUGAAGCUGUUUGACCUGACUCCUGUGAUGUCCAAACGGAGCUGGGCACCUUAGGAAGAGCCCGCCCCUUCGUGGUCUCAGUUCUCACUGGGAAUCUGGUAUAGGGGUGAAUGGAAGGGUUCAGAGAAUGGGCAACAGGGCGUUCUUGGAGAUGACAGGGAAUUGGAUGGUGCUUCUGACACUAAUGGGCCUCAAGGGCAGCCUGGGACAUCCUUUUCUGUCUCCGUGUUUCUCUAGCUUCCUGUUUCUUUGGUUUUUAGCAUCUCUCUUCAUCUCUCAGUACUCCUGUUUCUGGACCAGUUAAGAUAUCUCAGUAUAUGAGAGCUAAAACAGACUCAGAGACCGAUUCUAACACCCUGUUUUACAGAUGGGGGAACUGAGGCCUGGAGAGUUAAUGGUGGAGUCAGGACCUGGACUCGUGACUCCUGACACUUUGGCCAUAGUUCUGCAUCUGUAUUAGGAUGUUUAAAAGUGAGAAAAAGAGAAAGGGGAUGGCAUUCUGGGCGAAAGGAAUAGCAUGGACAAAUGGCUUAGGGAAAUGAAGCCAUUUUCAACCCAGGAGGGAGGUGGGCUUUGUGGGGAUGAGGCCCAGACCAGAAGGGCAGAGAGAUGGGAGAAGGCACUGAGGUGGGCAGGGCUGGAUCACGCAAGCCUCAAGUAUCAAUCUGAGGAUCCAGGGGCAAUGGGGUGCCAUGGUGGUCGUGUGAGCAGGGGAGGGGCACAGUCUCAAUACAUGAGUUACAAAGAUCCCUCAGGGGUUCGCAUGGGCUGCCCUGAAUCUCAAUGCCAGGUGC
Molecule: messenger RNA, 1984 nt
Organism: Hipposideros armiger (great roundleaf bat)
Lineage: Eukaryota; Metazoa; Chordata; Mammalia; Chiroptera; Hipposideridae
Gene: GDF15
Product: growth differentiation factor 15
Exons: 2
Coding region: 11-955 (314 amino acids)
Cellular component (GO): extracellular region
Molecular function (GO): cytokine activity; growth factor activity
Source: RefSeq, a predicted model, not a curated record